Messenger RNA from Struthio camelus australis, 493 nucleotides. Lineage: Eukaryota; Metazoa; Chordata; Aves; Struthioniformes; Struthionidae. The record is from RefSeq and is a predicted model, not a curated record.
UCAGGGCUGGGGCUGUCCUGCAAAUCCACUGGAUGGUUCCCCGAGCCAACGGUCCGCUGGCUCAGGCUGGAUGGGCAGGCCCUGGCAAUGCAGCCAGUGACCACCAUCACGCAGGACCAGCAGCAGCUCUACACCGUGCAGAGCCACAUCACUGUCCCUGGAGAAAAGGAUGCUGGUGAGAUAUGGUGUAUUGUGCAAAACAGCCUGACAGGUGCCAAGUUGCAUUCAGCCAUUGAGCUUGAAGGAGACGUCUUCCCUCGAGUGUCUCCCUGGCUGCCUGCCUUCUGGGUGCUGCUCGCGUUUGCCCUCCUGGCCCUUGCAGCAGGUGCCUUUUUCACCCACCGAGCCAAGGGGAAGGCGGCGGGCAGGAAAGCUGAACAGGAGGCGGCUCUCCUGGACAAGGGUAGGUCGGCUGUGCCUCCCGUCGUGCCACGUGCCCCCUCGUGCUCCACGUGAGGCCAAGCGGUGCCAGUGCCACACGGGAAGCUGGGCU